AUGCGUGAAUGUAUUUCAAUUCAUACUGGUCAAGCUGGAGUUCAAAUUGGUAAUGCAUGCUGGGAAUUAUAUUGUUUAGAACAUGGUAUACAACCAGAUGGACAAAUGCCAUCAGAUAAAACUGUCGGUGGCGGUGAUGAUUCAUUUAAUACAUUUUUUAGUGAAACCGGUGCUGGUAAACAUGUUCCGAGAGCUGUAUUCGUUGAUUUAGAACCAACUGUUGUCGAUGAAGUACGUACUGGAACAUAUCGUCAAUUAUUUCAUCCAGAACAAUUGAUAACUGGUAAAGAAGAUGCAGCUAACAAUUAUGCACGCGGUCAUUAUACAAUUGGUAAAGAAAUUGUUGAUCUUGUAUUAGAUCGUAUCCGAAAAUUAGCUGAUCAAUGCACCGGUUUACAAGGUUUUUUAAUAUUUCAUUCAUUUGGUGGUGGUACUGGUUCUGGUUUUGCAUCAUUAUUAAUGGAACGUCUUUCAGUGGAUUAUGGUAAAAAGUCAAAAUUAGAAUUUGCAGUAUAUCCAGCUCCACAAAUAUCAACAGCUGUUGUUGAACCAUAUAAUUCAGUAUUAGCAACACAUACAACAUUAGAACAUUCUGAUGCAGCAUUUAUGGUUGAUAAUGAAGCAAUUUAUGAUAUUUGCCGUCGAAAUUUAGAUAUAGAAAGGCCAACGUAUACUAAUUUGAAUAGAUUAAUUGGACAAAUUGUUUCUUCUAUAACAGCAUCAUUACGUUUUGAUGGUGCAUUAAAUGUUGAUUUAACUGAAUUUCAAACAAAUUUAGUUCCAUAUCCAAGAAUUCAUUUUCCAUUAGUAACAUAUGCACCGGUAAUAUCAGCUGAAAAAGCUUAUCAUGAACAAUUAACUGUUUCUGAAAUAACAAAUGCAUGUUUUGAACCAGCAAAUCAAAUGGUUAAAUGUGAUCCAAGACAUGGUAAAUAUAUGGCAUGUUGUAUGUUAUAUCGAGGUGAUGUUGUACCAAAAGAUGUUAAUGCUGCUAUCAGUACAAUUAAAACAAAAAGAUCAAUUCAAUUUGUUGAUUGGUGUCCGACUGGUUUUAAAGUUGGUAUUAAUUAUCAACCACCAACAGUUGUUCCUGGCGGAGAUUUAGCUAAAGUUCAAAGGGCUGUUUGUAUGUUAGCAAAUACUACUGCUAUAGCAGAAGCAUGGGCUCGCCUCGAUCAUAAAUUUGAUUUAAUGUAUACGAAACGUGCUUUCGUUCAUUGGUAUGUUGGUGAAGGUAUGGAAGAAGGUGAAUUUUCUGAAGCACGUGAAGAUUUGGCUGCAUUAGAAAAAGAUUAUGAAGAAGUUGGAAUGGAUUCUGGUGAUGGUGAAGGUGAAGGAGCCGAAGAAUAUUAA
Messenger RNA from Condylostylus longicornis, 1353 nucleotides. Its product is annotated as tubulin alpha-1 chain-like. Lineage: Eukaryota; Metazoa; Arthropoda; Insecta; Diptera; Dolichopodidae. Gene Ontology annotation, cellular component: microtubule; cytoplasm. The record is from RefSeq and is a predicted model, not a curated record. Gene Ontology annotation, biological process: microtubule cytoskeleton organization; mitotic cell cycle. Bases 1 to 1353 code for a protein of 450 amino acids. The transcript has a single exon. Gene Ontology annotation, molecular function: structural constituent of cytoskeleton; GTP binding.